AUGAGAACACAUGACGAAGAGCCGUGUUCUAGCGGGUCUGUUACACUUAUGCAGCAGGUAUUUGCAGCUACUUCAGGUGCGAUAAUCACUUCACUAACAAUGACCCCGAUGGACGUUGUUAAGAUACGUCUGCAACAGCAGCAGCAUCCAUUCGUGAAAGGAACGUGUUUUCUUUACCAUAAUGGUCUCAUGGACCAUCUGUGCACUGCUUGCGCUGAAAGUAAUGGGAAGGACCCAUGCGAAUGGUUUUUGAGACCUGGCAAUUUCACGGGAACGUGGGACGCAUUUGUGAAAAUAUCGAAGACGGAAGGAGUGACAUCACUUUGGAGUGGUCUUUCUCCCACCCUAGUUAUGGCAGUACCUGCGACAGUUCUUUACUAUGCAGCUUACGACAAUAUGCUGUUGCGGCUAAAGAAGCGUUACAAACAAAACUCCUUUUGGCUUCCAUUAAUUGCUGGCAUAGGCGCUCGAACUAUGGCAACGACUGUGGUUUCUCCGCUGGAGAUGAUCCGGACGAAGAUGCAAAGCGAGAAAUUAACUUACUACGAGAUUGGGGAAGCAGUUAGGCGGUCGAAGUCUCUCGACGGUUGGCUAAGUUUCUGGAGAGGAUGGGGGCCAACAAUAAUGAGAGAUCUUCCUUUUUCAGCUGUGUACUGGUCCAUCUAUGAAUACCUAAAAGUGAAAGCGAUACGGAAGUUUGAGAAGGGAUUAACUGUGUGGAUCAGUUUCUUCUGUGGAGCUAUAUCAGGGACCAUCGCGGCACUCGUAACGACUCCUUUUGACGUAGUGAAGACGCAUAGACAGGUCACAUUUGGCGAGGUACAGCAGAUUCUGAACUUUAAAAACAAGGUCUCCUCUGGACUUGCGUUCCUAGUCAUCAAGCCAGAGGACAUGAAGACGAACACUAGAAUCUCUAAACUCAGAGAACUUAAAAACAAUGACCUACCGAGUAAUGCAAAGAUUGAAUCGAAAAGUACCUUCGGAAUCUUUAAAGAAAUCGUGCACAAGCGCGGCCUCCGAGCACUUUUUGCAGGCGCCAUCCCUCGAGUGGUGAAAAUAUCACCGGCAUGUGCCAUUAUGAUUUCUUGCUAUGAGUACGCAAAGAUGUAUUUCACGAAGCGCAAUCGACAAAGAACCAAGAGUUUUAGUAGCAUCGAUUGGGACCACGUGGAAGAUUACAACUAG
Molecule: messenger RNA, 1185 nt
Organism: Enterobius vermicularis (human pinworm)
Lineage: Eukaryota; Metazoa; Nematoda; Chromadorea; Rhabditida; Oxyuridae
Source: the annotation of a GenBank genome assembly